This is a messenger RNA of Trichobilharzia regenti, 1808 nucleotides long. The record is from the annotation of a GenBank genome assembly. NCBI's taxonomy places the organism in Eukaryota, Metazoa, Platyhelminthes, Trematoda, Strigeidida, Schistosomatidae.
UAUCAUAUCAAUUAUCUAUUUCUUCAGCUUCAUAUUACUCACUUUCUCUUAUUGCACUGUGAAUUCAUUAGUCCCGAAACCGACUAAAUACACAGAAAAUGGAAAUACCUGCAGCCUGAAUAAAGAUUUACAAAUUGAAAAGGGAUAUUCAAAGUGUUUCAUACUGGACGAUGCAGUGAGCGAGUUCAAAAAACGUCUUGAAGCGGAAACAUCACAACAUCUGAAUAAUCAACGAACUUCUUGCAGUAUUGAUAAACUGACGAUUUCCAUAACCAGUCAAUGUGACGAAUCAAGUGGGGGUGAUUUGUGGCCAAGUGAAAAGAUGAAUGAGUCAUGUAAGUUCACUUCAGAUUUUUCACAACUUCCGUACAUAACUAACACACUACUGAAGACAAUUAUCAUAUCGAAUCCGAAGAUUGAAGUCAAAUCUAUUGAGUUAUGGGGAACAUUACGUGUACUACAGACUGUAUUACAAUUGGCGCACAGAAAUGCACUGAGUCAAUGACCUCAUGAUUACUCAUUCAAGGAUUCACCCCAGUUCACUCACAGAGGAUUUGUAGUUAACACUGCCGCCCAUUUCAUCAGUGUUGACUUGAUGGAGAAUUUUCUUGAUGCGAUGGCUUUAGUUAAAAUGAAUGUAUUUCAUUGGCACAUCACAGAUGACAGUUCAUUCCCGUACCAAUCAUCCACAUAUCCUCAACUCUCUCAAAAAGGUGCUUAUCAUCCAAUCAAGUUAGUCUAUGGGGAUGGGAUUGUUGGGCAGUUAUUGAAUUAUGCUCGAUUACGUGGAAUACGUGUUCUGGUGGAAUUUGAUACUCCGAGUCAUACUAGAUCAUGGGAGAAGGGUCAUCCUGGAUUGCGAACAAAGUGUUAUACUGAAGGCUCACCAAAUGGAGAAACUGGACCAUUUGAUCCUACAAAUCAGACCACAAUGGGAUUUCUGACAUCGUUUUUCAAUGAAAUUACUUCGAAAUUUCGAGAGAGAUUUAUUCACUUGGGUGGUGGUGAUAUAUCGUUUGAAUGUUGGCAAUCAAAUCCUGAUAUUGUGAACUUUAUGAAGACGAAGGGUUUUGGCGAGGACUAUGGAAAACUCGAAUCAUAUUAUUUUGAAGAACUUAUCAAAGCUAUUCAAUCUGUUCAACAGAAAAAGGGUCCUAUCACACCAGUUGUUUGGGAGGACACAUUCCACAACGGCUAUCGUCCGAAGGACCAGAAUCCUGUGUUCCAAGUAUGGGAUGAAUCGAACAGGCAAGAGCGUGUCAGAAACAUAACAUCAGCUGGCUAUCGAGUUAUACUUUCAUCAUGUUUUCUUAUCUCGGCCAAAAAUUAUGUGGGACAUUGGUACUCAUACUACGAAUGUGAUCCAAGAGACUUCUCAGGAUCAGAUGAUGAGAAGCAAUUGGUUAUUGGAGGUGAAGCUGUUCUCGUUGGCGAUUUUGUGGAUGAAACGAUUCUCUUCACGCGUUCCUGGCCAGAUGGUGCAGUUACAGCUGAACGUCUUUGGUCACAAGGUGACUUCAACAUUACGAAAUUUAUACCACGACUGAAUGAACUGCGUUGCCGCAUGUUAGAAUGAGAUUACCGAGUGAGUAGUUGGUCGCGAUUUGUAUGCCAAACUAUCUGGAUGGUUGGAGAGCAGUUUGCUGAUGAACAGCCAACGCGUAAACAGAGGCUGAAUGAUCAACGAGCUGGCCUUAUAACCGAAAUUUUCCUGGCUGUAAACUGUGAAGAGUCUCAAAUUAGGACGGCAGGAACAGGUGUUUACUACUCUCAGGUGAAUCCACAGAUUACUUUUAAAAAUUUGUUAU